This is a messenger RNA of Triticum turgidum subsp. durum (durum wheat), 993 nucleotides long. The record is from the annotation of a GenBank genome assembly. NCBI's taxonomy places the organism in Eukaryota, Viridiplantae, Streptophyta, Magnoliopsida, Poales, Poaceae.
AUGGCAUCUUCAUCUCUAUCAGUCGUGUUGCUCCUGUGCCUGGCCUCGGCGGUGUCGGCGCAGCUGUCGUCCACGUACUACGACAAGUCGUGCCCUUCGGCUCUUUCCAAAAUCCAGGCCGGCGUGGCGGCAGCCGUGGCGAGCGACCGCCGCAUGGCCGCGUCGCUGCUCCGGCUGCACUUCCAUGAUUGCUUUGUCCAGGGCUGUGACGCGUCCGUUCUGCUGAAUGAAACUAGCGUGGGUGGCAACGAGCGGGGCGCAUUCGGGAACGUGGGAUCGCUCCGUGGCUUCGAGGUCAUCGAACAAAUCAAGAAGGAUGUGGAAGCCGUGUGCAAAAAGCCCUACAGCAACAAUGGCUCCGUCGUCUCCUGCGCCGACAUCCUCGCCGUCGCCGCCCGCGAUUCCGUCGUCGCGUUGGGAGGGCCGUCGUGGGAGGUUAAACUGGGAAGGAGGGACUCCACCACGGCUAGCGUGGCACAGGCCAACCAGGACCUGCCUCCGCCCUUCUUGGACGUCGCCGGCCUCAACGCCAGCUUCGCCGGCAAGGGGUUCAGCUUGACCGACAUGGUCGCCCUCUCCGGCGGCCACACCAUCGGGAUGGCGCAGUGCCAGAACUUCAGAAACAGGCUCUACAACGAGCCCAACAUCAACACGACCUACGCGACGAAGCUCAAACUCAACUGCCCCACGUCUGGCGGCAACACCAACCUGGCCCCGCUCGACGACGACACAGCGACCCCCCCGAACCCGGACUUGUUCAACAACGACUUCUUCAUAAACCUCCAGUCAGAGAAGGGCCUCCUUCACUCCGACCAGGUGCUCUACAACGCCACCGCACCCGCCGGUGCCACCGAAGGCAUCGUUAAUGGCUUCGCUUCUAGCCAGGCCGCCUUCUUUAGCGCCUUCGCCUCCGCCAUGGUGAAGAUGGCCAACCUCAGCCCGUUGACUGGCUCUCAGGGCCAGGUCAGGACCGUGUGCUCCAUCCCCAACUAA